ACGGCCCGCGGAAAUACCACUAAGAAGGAGCGUUAGGUACGAUAUUCAAAAUGGCUGCUUGGCAUUAUGUUGCUGCCAUUGCUGGCUCCUAUCUCUGCACAUCCUUGUUACUCUUGAGAUUUCCUACGAUUCUUCACAAGAAGAAGAAAAACAAAAUAAAAUGCAGACAUAUCAGUCACCGUGGAGGUGCUGGAGAAAAUCUAGAAAAUACCAUGACUGCGUUCAGAAUGUCAGUUGAAUGUGGAACUGAAAUGAUCGAACUGGAUGUGCAGCUGACUGCUGAUAAACAGAUUGUUGUAGCACAUGACUUGAAUCUUACAAGAACUUGUGGCAAAGAUAUCAAUAUCAGUGAUUUGAAUUUUGAGGAUUUACCAGAGAUGUCAAACCCAUUAGCUGUCACUUUUUCAAAUGAUAAAUACUGCCAUGCUUCCAAUAGCGACAGAAAGAUCCCAUUGCUUAAAACUGUAUUUGACGAGUUUCCAAAUUUGCCGAUUAAUCUUGAUGUGAAGACAUAUGAUGAAGAGUUAAUCGAAUUGGUGCAUAAAAUGAUAUGCGAUUAUGACAGAAAGGAAAUCACGGUAUGGGGAAAUGUCAACGCCAAAACUGUUGAACGGCUCCACAAACUUGAUCCAGAUAUACCAUUGCUAUUCUCUUUCAAAAGAUGUGUUAUACUUUUGCUGACAUUUUACACUGGUCUUUUACCCUUUAUUCCGCUGAAAGAGAGUUUCUUAGAAGUAAUAAUGCCAUCGCCGAUUUUGAGGUGGAAAAAGUCAUCGCUAACAAGAUUUCAGAGGAUAGUUAUUAGAAUUGUAGAUUCGUUGUUUAUGAAUUCAUAUUUAUUUAAGCAUCUAGAAAGACGUGGUAUUCAGACAUUUCUUUGGGUUUUAAAUGAAGAGGAAGACUUUGCUCGAGCUUUUGACGAGCUCGGAGUUGCAGGAGUGAUGACAGACUACCCAACCUUGUUAAAGACGUACCUCGAUCAGAGGGACAAGAAGGCUGAUGAAAAGGAGACUACACAGUCGGAUCCUCUGCUUAGCGCUGGUUGUAGGAGGCGACGAAAAGUAGAAGAAAAAGGGUGCGAGGAGGCAGUGAACGCAGAAUAGGCAGAUCUGCUCCACAUAACGUUAGAAGCUCAACAAAAUUUUCCAAAUAUAGAAAAUAUGAAUUGAUAUAUAUAUUAUAGAGUUUUAUUGCCAAUCAAACCAGUUAAAUUAAUACGUGGAUGUCUAUAUCAUUUUAUAAUUUUAUUCAAACCAGUGCAUGUCCAUAGUGCAUAUCAACAUCGUAUUAGUUAAUGAUUUUUCUCAAUCAAGUUUUUCUCAGCACGCGUUUGCGUUCGGUGAUAUGUUUUUGUGAAUGGCUCAGUUUUACUAGACUGGAAUUAGCAUUAACUUGUCUAUUUUAACCCUAUAUUUUUAUCUAUCUUAAAAUACACUAUAUAUAGUCUUUUAAUUGAUGAAGAAUCGUAAGAAUUUCAAUUUGUAAAUUUAGAAACGUUCUGCACUGUACUUGGGAAUCAGUGCUCUUGGUUAUAUUGAGAAACAUAACAUCAUAUAUUAUGAAAUCUUUUUUCGUCAUUUCGCCUCUAAGUAGAGAACAUGAUGAGGUCAGAUAGCACGUUCCUCCAAAAGCAUUGUGAAAGAAAGACCUUCAGCAAAAGAUGUUUAAUUUCU
Messenger RNA from Rhopilema esculentum, 1673 nucleotides. RefSeq names its product lysophospholipase D GDPD1. Gene Ontology annotation, molecular function: phosphoric diester hydrolase activity; phosphatidylcholine lysophospholipase A1 activity. Gene Ontology annotation, biological process: glycerophospholipid catabolic process. Gene Ontology annotation, cellular component: endoplasmic reticulum membrane. NCBI's taxonomy places the organism in Eukaryota, Metazoa, Cnidaria, Scyphozoa, Rhizostomeae, Rhizostomatidae. The record is from RefSeq and is a predicted model, not a curated record.